Messenger RNA from Capronia epimyces CBS 606.96, 2640 nucleotides. Its product is annotated as AFG3 family protein. Bases 1 to 2640 code for a protein of 879 amino acids. The transcript has a single exon. Gene Ontology annotation, molecular function: ATP-dependent peptidase activity; metalloendopeptidase activity; ATP binding. The record is from RefSeq and is a predicted model, not a curated record. Gene Ontology annotation, cellular component: m-AAA complex; membrane. NCBI's taxonomy places the organism in Eukaryota, Fungi, Ascomycota, Eurotiomycetes, Chaetothyriales, Herpotrichiellaceae. Gene Ontology annotation, biological process: protein-containing complex assembly; mitochondrial protein processing.
AUGGCAGCUCGAUUUUUGCGGCCGCAGCUGAUCCGCUCUUCGAAGGCUGCUAUUGAAUGUGCCUUUUGUGCGCAGCGUCGCUCCAGUCAAUUCACCAGACUUCCCUACGCCAGCAGAUUACGUCCUUCCUUGUCGAGAUCCUACGCCACUGUGAACUCCAGUGAACCGAAGCCGCCGCAGGAAGACCCCGAAAAGCCGAAAAAAGAUGGGGACAAAAGCUCCAAGGCUCCUAAGCAAGACUCAAGCAAGAGCCCCAAUGAUGGCUUACCUGCGGAAGAUGCCAGCAAAUUGGAGUUUUCACCUCUCACGGAGGAAGAGGUCAGACAGAUCAAUGAGGUCGCCAAAAUGAUCAAGACCGGCCUCCCGAAAUCGCAGGCUGCGGCCGUUGACGAAGCUGUCGAGCUGAUGGCGAAGGGUGGAAUCCCCAAAGAGCUCCGAGAGGUGUUGGAGGCGCGGAGGAGAAACCCAGAGCAGCGGAUCGAUUUGGCCACCACUGUGCGCCUGGUCGGGGUGUUCACGAAACUGUCUCGCAUGAGCCCGGCAGAAGUUCGAGAAAAAUAUGGCCACACAGCUCACUCCACCAAGGCUCAAGGGUCGGAGAAGGAAGAGACUCCUCUUUUCGAGCAGUCAAACAAGAGUCAGGAAAACGAAAACGAAAACGGCCGACAACGCAAGCAACAGCAGCAAGAAGGUGAUGCGAAGGGUAAGCCCGCAGCCUACGAGCUCAGAUUGGAUGCGGGUACAAUGGUAAUGGCCGCCAUCCUUACAUACUACAUUUACCGCAGUCUCUAUCCUGGAGAAGCAUCAAGGGACAUCACGUGGCAAGAGUUCAGAACCACCUUCUUUGACAAGGGUCUCGUGGACAAGCUCACCGUCAUCAAUCGGAAUCGGGUCAGGGUCGAAUUGAACCGAGACGCCGUUGCCCGCAUGUAUCCAGAGUCACCAGCCACUCGACCAAACUUCAACUACUACUUCUCGAUAGGCUCGGUUGAAGCCUUUGAGAGAAGACUGGACGAAGCUCAUCAGGAGCUUGGAAUCCCCAGCAGCGAAAGAAUACCGGUCGCAUACUCGGACGAGGUGCCUCUGAGUGCUGCGCUGUUCAACUUCGGUCCCACACUUCUGUUCAUCGGCGCCUUGUUUUGGUUCUCUCGAAGGGCGGCAUCAGGUGCGGGCGGGCAAAGUGGAAUCUUUGGUAUUGGCAAGUCGAGAGCCAAGAGAUUCAACCACGAAACCGACGUCAAGAUCAAGUUCUCAGAUGUUGCUGGCAUGGACGAAGCAAAAGUCGAGAUCAUGGAGUUUGUCUCUUUCUUAAAGGACCCUUCCAAGUACCAGAGAUUGGGUGCAAAGAUUCCUCGCGGCGCUAUUUUGUCUGGCCCCCCGGGAACUGGUAAGACGUUGUUGGCCAAAGCAACAGCUGGCGAGUCCGGUGUCCCCUUCUAUUCGGUUUCAGGCUCGGAGUUCGUCGAGAUGUUCGUGGGUGUGGGACCUUCCCGAGUACGAGAUCUGUUUGCAAACGCCCGGAAGAAUGCUCCAUGCAUCAUCUUCAUCGACGAGAUUGACGCCAUCGGAAAAUCAAGAGCGAAACAAAACUUUGGCGGUGGCAACGAUGAACGGGAGUCCACCCUCAACCAGAUUCUUACCGAGAUGGAUGGUUUCAACACCUCUGAACAAGUCGUUGUGCUUGCGGGUACAAACAGACCGGACGUCCUCGACAAGGCUUUGAUGCGUCCCGGCCGGUUCGACCGACACAUUGCCAUUGACCGACCAACUAUGGAUGGCCGGAAGCAAAUCUUCCAGGUCCAUCUUCGAAAGAUUGUCACCAAUGUUGACAGGGAAUAUCUGACCGGACGUCUUGCGGCGUUGACCCCGGGCUUCUCAGGUGCUGACAUUGCCAACUGUGUCAACGAAGCUGCUCUGAUCGCCGCUCGUGCGAAUGCAGCGUCGGUGGAGAUGUCACACUUCGAACAAGCAAUCGAGCGUGUCAUCGGUGGUCUCGAGAAGAAGUCGCUGGUUCUCUCGCCGGAGGAGAAGAAGACUGUGGCAUACCACGAAGCUGGUCAUGCCAUCUGUGGGUGGUUCUUCAAAUACGCCGAUCCACUCCUCAAAGUCUCAAUCAUUCCAAGAGGACAGGGUGCUCUGGGUUACGCACAGUAUCUUCCUGCAGGUGGCAACGACGUGUAUCUGAUGAGCGUCAAGCAAUUGAUGGACCGCAUGGCCAUGACGCUCGGCGGCCGUGUCAGCGAAGAAAUCUGGUUCGACACUGUGACAAGCGGUGCGUCAGACGAUUUCAACAAGGUCACUCGUAUGGCCACUGCCAUGGUCACCGAAUGGGGUAUGUCGCCCAAGAUCGGCUAUCUCUCGUACAAAGACGACGAGCAGCGCCUGCACAAGCCCUUCUCCGAGGAAACGGCUCGGAAUAUCGACGAGGAAGUCCGUCGCAUCGUCGAUGAAGCAUAUAAACAAUGUAAGGAUCUGCUACUGGAGAAGAAGGACCAGCUGCAGGCCGUGGCGGAGGAACUGUUGAAGAAGGAGAUGCUUGUGCGAGAUGACCUCGUCAGGAUUCUGGGCAAGAGACCGUUCGAGGACCAGGGAGAUUUCCACAAGUACUUCGACAACACGGAGGGAAAGAGUGCACCGUGA